AGGCGACAAGCAGUCGACCUCGACCAACCAAUACAGACAAACCCUCAUGGUAGAACCCGUCAUGGCGUCUUCCACUCCGGCGAUCACCUCGGGCUAUCGAAUAGACCUCACCGCCGGCAGCUUCGAUGGCCUCCGACUGGACACUUCCCUGCCCGUGGCGUCCCUCAGUCCACAUGACUGCCUCGUGGCCAUCCACGCGGUCUCGCUGAACUAUCGCGACAUUGCAAUGCCGCUCAGGUUAUACCCUGCAUAUACCAAAGAAGACGUCGUGCCCUGCUCGGACGGGGCUGGCGUGGUGGUUGCGGUCGGCAGUCAAGUCGAGUCCCUCAAGGUCGGCGACAAAGUAUGUCCCACGUUCUUCCAGGACUUUGAAGACGGGUAUCCCACUAAGGAAAGUCGCGCAACCAGUCUGGGAGGGUUGAAUGACGGAGUACUCAGGAAACACGCCGUCUUCGGCGAGAGGGGGUUGAUCAAGUUGCCCGCAUUCCUGAGUGCAAGGGAAGCAAGCACCUUACCAUGCGCGGCGUUGACGGCGUGGAAUGCUUUAUUUGGUGUCGAGGGACGCGCGUUAAAGCGCGGAGACUGGGUAUUGACGCAGGGGUCUGGCGGAGUCAGUAUCUUCGCCUUACUGUUCGCGAAAGCCCUUGGUGCGCAUGUUGUCGCCACGACGGGGGACAAAGGGAAGGAGAAGAGACUCCAUGAUCUCGGGGCAGACCUUGUGCUCAACUACCGCGAGGAUCCGAAAUGGGGCAUCGCGGCCAGAGACCAUAUCGAGAAACAAGGCGGCACGGGAGCUCAACACAUCAUUGAGGUUGCCGGUGAAACUUCGAUGGAGCAGAGCCUAAAAGCCGUGGCGCCGGAAGGAAUCAUCUCGAUCAUCGGGUUCCUCGGCGGCGCAGGGACUGGAGAGAAGAAGACUGGGUUCUGGGACUGUUUCACGAGCGCUUGUCUUGUGCGAGGUGUGCUCGUGGGCAGCAAAAGGCAGUUUCGAGACAUGCUCGCUUUCAUGGAGGAGAAAGCUGUGAGACCAGUGAUAGAUGAGAAGGUCUGGAGGUUUGAGCAGGCCAGAGAAGCGUACGAGUAUUUCAGAGCGCAGAAAUUCUUUGGCAAGGUGGUCAUUGACGUUGAAGGAGUGGCAAAGUAAAAAGAGGCUUCACAAGGAGGAGCGCCUCGCGAGGCUGCACU
Cladophialophora immunda is the source of this 1185-nucleotide messenger RNA. RefSeq lists its product as uncharacterized. Gene Ontology annotation, molecular function: oxidoreductase activity. Lineage: Eukaryota; Fungi; Ascomycota; Eurotiomycetes; Chaetothyriales; Herpotrichiellaceae. The transcript has a single exon. The record is from RefSeq and is a predicted model, not a curated record. Bases 47 to 1144 code for a protein of 365 amino acids.